Acyrthosiphon pisum (pea aphid) is the source of this 3793-nucleotide messenger RNA. RefSeq names its product collagen alpha-1(III) chain. Lineage: Eukaryota; Metazoa; Arthropoda; Insecta; Hemiptera; Aphididae. Gene Ontology annotation, cellular component: extracellular region. Gene Ontology annotation, molecular function: chitin binding. The record is from RefSeq and is a predicted model, not a curated record. The transcript has 5 exons. The coding region runs from base 300 to 3299 and encodes 999 amino acids.
CGAAACGAACAUUCACAGUCGACCCGCUCGCCGCACCAACAGGGACGCACACACCACUGCAGCGCUCGCCAUCGUCGUCUACCGUAUUUUUUUCGUUAAAAAUAAUAUUCGUACGACGCGUCGUCGUGCGUUAAAGUCUACGAGUGUGAUCGUACACUACAGUAAUAUCAUAAAACAAAACAUCGAAGUGUGAAUCGUCUACGGAUUAAAUUUUUUUGUGCUAUACACACCCGCGGUGUCCGCCGCAGAUAAUUCUAUCCACCCGUCGUCGGUUAAAAGGUGGUGGUGUGCCAAUCAUCAUGAAUUCGUCUUUCUUGCGGUUGCUGUGCACCCUCUUUGCACUAUCCCAUUAUGCAUUGGCUCAAAGUGGUUAUAAUUACAACAAACCAUCAAAUCCCCUGAACGGCCCAACUACAGCAAUACCCGGCACUAGCUAUCCUACUUCAUUCCCUACAACGGUUUCGUCAUACCCAACUCAGGCUGACCAAUUUGGUUCUACUGGAGCUACUGGUACGCCCAGUUUUACUGGUGGGUAUGGUGGCCAAACAGCCUAUCCAACAUCUGCACCUCAAGAUUUCACUACUGCUAACUUCCCUAGUUCAACUGCACAACGACCUGGAAACUUCCCUACUGGUUCAGGUUCAUCGCCUGGAUAUGGCUCAUCUGGUGAUGGUUCUUCUGGACCAAACACAAGACCAAGCUAUGGUCCAAGUGGACAAGAAAGCUUAGGAGCCCCUCAAAGUGGUAAUGGAUAUGGUGUUGGUUCAGGAUCUAGUUUUGGAUCUGGAAGUUCAAAACCAAGCGGAUUUGGUGGAAGUUCAGGAACACCAAGUUCAACUGGUUUUGGAAGUGGAAAUGCACCGGGUAGUUAUGGAAGUGGAAACAAUGUAGGAACUACUGGAUUUGGAAGUGGGAGUGCCCCAGGUAGUUAUGGAAGUGGAAACAAUGUAGGAACUACUGGAUUUGGAAGUGGGAGUGCCCCGGGUAGUUAUGGAAGUGGAAACAAUGUAGGAACUACUGGAUUUGGAAGUGGAAAUGCUCCUGGUAGUUAUGGAAGUGGAAAUAAUGCAGGAACUACUGGAUUUGGAAGUGGAAAUGCCCCAGGUAGUUAUGGAAGUGGAAACAAUGUAGGAACUACUGGAUUUGGAAGCGGAAAUGCUCCUGGUUAUGGUGGUAGUGGUGGUUCUGUACCAGGAACAGGUUUUGGAAGCAACCAGGGAUCAAGCGGUUUUGGUAUAGGUAGUGCACCUGGCAAUUAUGGAAGUAAUAAUGUUGGAACACAAGGACCAAAUAGUUUUGGCAAUGGUGUUGGUGGUGGAUCCAGGCCAAGUUAUGGAGGCGCCGGAAUUGGUGGACCUAGCAGUGUAGGCGGUGGAAAUGCUGGUGUACAAGGGCCUAGCAGUUUCUUUGGUGGAAACGGUGGUAGCCAAGGACCUAGCAGUGUUGGAGGUGGAAAUGCUGGUGUACAAGGACCUAGCAGUUUCUUUGGUGGAAACGGUGGUAGCCAAGGACCUAGCAGUGUUGGAGGUGGAAAUGCUGGUGUACAAGGACCUAGUAGUUUCUUUGGUGGAAAUGGUGGUAGUCAAGGACCUGCUAGUUUUGGAAACGGCUUUGGAUCUGGAAACUCGCCUACUGGAAAUAAUGAUGAUGGUUCUUACGAAGGUGGUGACUUUUCUGCUAUACCCGGAGAACCAGGUACUGACUACCCAAUACUAUCAGAAAUACCAAAUACUUCAUUUACUUGUAACCAGAGAUUACCAGGAUACUACGCUGAUACCGAAACCAGAUGUCAAGUAUUCCAUAUAUGUUCUAAUGAUAUUAAAUACGAUUUCUUGUGCCCUAAUGGAACAAUAUUCCACCAACAACACUUUGUAUGUGUCUGGUGGAACCAGUUUGAUUGUUCAACUGCUGAAAGUCUAUAUGGCUUGAACGCUAAUAUUUAUGACUACUCAAAAGUAGGUUCUCCAGGACAAUCAGGCCCACAAGGUCCUAUCGCUAACUUCCCUGGACAAGUUGGUCCUAAUGGACCAAUUGGUAAUUACCCCGGUUUAUCUGGACCACAAGGGCCAAUUGCUAACUUCCCAAUAAUUUCUGGUCCACAAGGCCCAGUUGCAAACUACCCAGGACAAUCAGGAUCACAAGGACCAACAGCCAAUUAUCCAGGCCAAAUUGGUCCCCAGGGUCCAACAGCCAACUACCCGGGACAGUCUGGUCCUCAAGGUCCAACCGCCAACUACCCAGGACAAUCAGGACCACAAGGACCAACAGCCAAUUAUCCAGGCCAAACUGGUCCCCAGGGUCCAACAGCCAACUACCCGGGACAGUCUGGUCCUCAAGGUCCAACCGCCAACUACCCAGGACAAUCCGGACCACAAGGACCAACAGCCAAUUAUCCAGGCCAAACUGGUCCUCAGGGUCCAACAGCCAACUACCCGGGACAGUCUGGUCCUCAAGGUCCAACCGCCAACUACCCAGGACAAUCAGGACCACAAGGACCAACCGCCAAUUAUCCAGGCCAAACUGGUCUUCAGGGUCCAACAGCCAACUACCCGGGACAGUCUGGUCCUCAAGGUCCAACCGCUAACUACCCAGGACAAUCAGGACCACAAGGCCCAACCGCCAACUACCCGGGACAGUCUGGUCCUCAAGGCCCAGCCGCCAACUACCCAGGACAGUCAGGUUCUCAAAGGCCAACUGCCAACUAUCCAGGUCAAUCUGGUCUCCAAGGCCCAACAGCUAACUACCCAGGGCAGUCUGGUUCUCAAAGUCCAUCUGCCAACUACCCAGGACAAUAUGGUCCACAAGGUCCAUCAGCCAGCUAUCCAGGCCAAUCAGGUAUCAAAGGUCCAUCUGCCAACUAUCCAGGUCAAUCGGGUCCCCAGGGUCCAUCUGCCAACUACCCAGGACAGUCUGGUUCUCAAGGUCCGUCAGCCAACUACCCAGGACAAAUAGGAUCACAAGGCCCAACAGCAAAUUAUCCAUCACAGACAGGUGCACUAUUCCCGAGUCAACGUCCAAGUAGCUACCCAGGUGCACAAGCUACACCAUCAUACCCAUCUACAGGUGUGAACAAUAACGGUCGACCAAGUUCUCAAGGUCCAUUUGGAAGUUCAGGCACAACACCUUACCCCAGUCAAGGAAGUACUGUGGGAUCAUAUGGUCCAAGCUCAACUUUAUCAGGUGCAUCACCAACUUCUGCCUCAUACCCAGGAUCAACUUUAUCUGAUGCGCAGUUUGUUAACUCUUACAAUAAACCACCCGUACCAGACAGGGAAUAUUUGCCACCGUAUAAAAAAUGAUGACCUAAGCUCAAAAUUGCCAUAAUUUAGUUUUACUAUCAAAUUUAUUACCUAGUGUUAGGUUUUUUAUAAUAUUUUUAUAAAUAAUAUUAAUCACAAUAGCUUAUUUUGCUUAUUUAAAGUCAACUAUAUUAUAAACAAUAAUCUAAAUACUAUAUAGAUGAGUAUUAUAUAAAAUCUCGCUUCACCAUAUUUUCGUAUGAUAUUAUGUAUAUACAAUAUAAGCUAUAUCAUAUUUUUGCAAAUGUUGUUAAAUUAUGCAUCAAACAUAUUAAAAUAACAUACUCGUAAAUUACUACUUGUAAGGAAUGCGUUUUACAAUUGCUUUAUUCAUAUGUUUAUAUUGAACACAAAUCUUAAUCUUUUUGCAUUUUUAUACUUUUAUACUAUAUUUUAAGUAAUCUAUUAAUCAUGUAUCGAAAACUGUGUUACCAUUACUAUAAGCAAUGUAAACAACAUUAUGAAAUAGAAUUGAUUUUUAGUUUGCAAACAAA